CAUACUCUUGCUCUCUCUUUCCCCACUCCCUCCCUCCCUUGUCUCUUAGCUUUUCUCCCUUUUCUCUCCCCUCUCUCUUCUUUUUCUGUGUUUGAAUGGAGAAGCUGGGUUCCCCGGAUCCUGCACGCCCGUCGCCGGGUGCAGGGCCUGUGACUGGGGUGUCUGUUGCCAAGACAGCAGAGACUGAGGGAGACGAAGCGGCUGUGGUCAGCUCCAAACUGUUUCGGUGUGCAUGCGUUAGACGUUGCCUACCAUUGGCCUACAGAGAGGAACUCUACCAUGUCUUGAGGCUCACAGGACCAUUGCUGGUGUCUCGGAUGCUGAAUUUCCUCCUGUCGUUUGUUACCACCAUAUUCUGUGGGCACAUUGGCAAUGCAGAACUGGCUGGAUACGCACUGGCCUCAGCGACCAUUAACGUGACCACGACUGCUACAGGUUAUGGCCUUGCUGUGGCUUGUGACACACUCAUUUCUCAGACAUUCGGCAGUAAGAACCUGAAACGUGUGGGAGUGAUUCUCCAGAGGAGUUCAUUGAUCCUGCUGCUGUAUUGUCUGCCAUGUUGGGCUCUUCUCAUCAACGCUUACCACUUACUGCUCCUCUUAAAACAAGAGGAUGAGGUGGCAAGAAUUGCUCAGUUCUACCUGAUGAUGUUUCUACCAGCUGUUCCAGCCAUGUUCCUGUAUCAUCUGCAAGUUUCCUACUUACAAAACCAAGGGAUCAUUAUGCCUCAGAUGUACACAGCAAUAGUAGCGAACGUUUUUAACGUGGCUGCAAACUAUAUCUUAAUCUUCAGCCUGAAGUUGGGUGUCAAUGGAUCAGCAAUUGCUAACAGCCUCUCUCAGAUCAGCCUCUGCCUGCUGCUGCUUGGCUACAUCAGAUGGAGGAAGCUCCAUAAGCAGACAUGGGGAGGCUGGUCCACUGACUGUCUGCAGGAGUGGGGCUCCUACAUGAAGCUGGCUAUUCCCAGUGCCUUCAUGGUCUACUUUGAGUGGUGGAUCUGGGAGGUUGGAGGUUUCAUGGCUGGUGUACUCGGGGAGGUGGAUCUUGCUGCCCAGCAUGUGAUGGUGGAAAUAGCAUCCAUAACAUACAUGUUCCCUCUAGGUGUCCAUGGAGCUGCCUGUGUGCGUGUUGGGAACGCUUUGGGGGCUGGAAACACUUCCGGAGCUAUACUCACUUGCAAAGUGGCCUUGAUUCUAACAGGCAUAUAUUCAGUAGUCCAGGGUAUUGGCAUCAUGGGUUGUAAGUCCGUCGUUGGAUACAUAUUUACCUCAGAUGAAAACAUUGUGAAGAUUGUCUCACAGAAUCUCACAGUCCACACAUUUCUUCAGUUUUUUGAUGCAAUUCUGUGUGUUUGCUCAGGGAUUAUUAUAGGAACUGGGAUGCAGAUAAUUGCUGCCUUGUCCAACUUGGUGGCUUACUACUGCGUUGGUCUACCAGUGGGAGUAGCUCUGACAUACUGGGCCCAGCUCAGAGUAUUAGGCUUCUGGUUGGGUCUCUGCAUAUGUGUUUUCCUUGAGAUGAGUUUCUUGCUUAUUCUAAUCUUGAAACUCAACUGGAAGAAAGUGACAGAAAAGGCUCAACUGCGAGCUGGAAAGAAAGUGGUGAUGAUUCCAAAGCGUCCUGUUAGUACCGUGUUGAAUGAAGCGAUGGUGCCUGACUUCUCUGACUGCCCUAAUACAGCCCAGGUGGACAACAAAGAAGCCUCUAAAUCAGAUGGUUACAGUCCAGUUAACACCCAGGAUCACGAGCUGAAAGCAGAUCAUGAGGCUCAGGGCAACAACACAAACGCAAGAGGGACUGAGGAGGAUGCUGAGUGGAACAAAAAUACGUCAGACACCAAACCUCAAGAAUUGCUUACUAACUCUCAGCUGUUUUUUCGGCGGGGGCUCACUUUAUUCGUUUCAGUUCUCAUUUUGGCCAUCGGUGUUGCUUUGCACAUUGCGUUUCCUAUACCGGAGCACACCGCUCACAGCAGAGCCAACUUUACCCUGAACUGGGCUAAUGACUCCACUCCUACACCUCUGGCUCCACUGGAUCUCACACAAAACCUCUGAGCUACCUUUGACCUCUGAAUGUAGCAGUGUAGUGGAUGGAAACAAUUAGUAUGAUAUUUUAGAUAUCCUAUAGAGAAAAGUAUUAAAAUCUUGACCCAAGUUUCACAGCAUACUCACAGACUUGGGAUGUUACUUUGUAAAACCAGAACCUGAAAGAGGCAACUGGCUCUCUGUCAGUGCUGUACUGCUGAGAAAAUCCACAGAAAGCACAAAGGAAAUGAAAUGAGACUAGCAGGAUGAAGAAAUUCUUGUCACAUAGAUCAUGCGUUAACCUGCUCAGCCUGAGAUGCUCAGCUGGGACGACAUGACAAGUCAUACAUCCUUCACUAGGAGGGACAUCAAGGGACAGAUGUUCUUCCACCGAUAGUUUUGAUUUUUCAACCUUUUCUUGUCUUGACUUUUCAAAUGGCACUGUGAUAGUUCUUUUCUUACUGACCUUAAAUGAUUUUUCUCACAUUUUAACUUUGAAUAUAAAAUUGACUGUAAAUAUCUGAUGUAAAAUUUACAUGCAUACAUGUAUAUAUGUAAUACACAGUAUGACGAUAUGAGUGGGCUAUAAUUACUGAAGUGUCUUCAUGUAUCACUGUCACUCUGCUCUGGUAUUCUUCAGGACAGAGGCGAGUCAUAAAUAAUAAGCUAUUAUUUUUUUU
Molecule: messenger RNA, 2704 nt
Organism: Scatophagus argus
Lineage: Eukaryota; Metazoa; Chordata; Actinopteri; Scatophagidae
Gene: slc47a1
Product: solute carrier family 47 member 1
Exons: 17
Coding region: 96-2054 (652 amino acids)
Biological process (GO): xenobiotic detoxification by transmembrane export across the plasma membrane
Cellular component (GO): membrane
Molecular function (GO): xenobiotic transmembrane transporter activity; antiporter activity
Source: RefSeq, a predicted model, not a curated record